AUGGAGGACCUCCUCAAGGACGGCUACGACAACAGCCACCGGGCGUUUCUGCAGGCGCUGCUGUCGCAUGGCGCCAUAACGUUCGAAGAGGCACAAGCCAUCCUGGCAGCCAUAUUCAAUGCCGCCGCCGGCGGAAGCGGGAGCAGCAACGGCGACACGCGCCCCGAACAGGUGACGCAAGAGGACUUCCAGGCGUACCUAGAGGUCGCGUCUGACGCGGCAUCGCUCUUCGAUUACGAGAUCCGGAGCACCGUCCACCAGGUCACUAAGCAACGCAUCUACGCUCUCGUCAACACAGCGUCGGACCCGCAGACGCAGCUCGCCACCACCUACAGCCCAGAGGAGCUGGCAUUCAUCAAGCGUGUCCUCGACGGCAUGUUUGACAAGUACAAUUCACCACGCAUGGAGGUGAUCGCCAUCACCGAGAUGCAGGCCAUCAAAUUCGCGCGGCCCAGGAACCGGCGCCAGACCGGCGGCGACGGCGACGGGCAGCAGCAGUCAGAGUCGCAGUCGCAAUCAGCGGUGUCGGCUAGGGGACUCAAGCACAGCGAGGUGGAAACGGUGCUGGCCAGCCUCGUCGACGGCGGUUGGUUCGAGAAGAGCAGGGCCGGCUUCUACUCUGUGACGCCGCGCGCGCUUCUCGAGCUCCGGCCGUGGCUGUUAGAGACGUACAACGACCCGGACGCCGCGCCGGACGAGUGGCAGCGCAUCAAGUUUUGUGAGGCCUGUAGGGACAUUGUUACGGUGGGCCUGCGGUGCUCCGAGCCCAACUGCACGCUGCGCCUCCACGACAUUUGCCAGGAGGCCUUCCUGCGCGCGCAGCGGGCCGAGAAGUGCCCCAAGUGUUCGCGCCCGUGGGUGGGCGACCGCUACGUUGGCGAGCGUGCCGUUACCCAGACGGAGGCUUACCAGCGGGGCCGCAGGCAGAGCGGCGCGCGGCGUGCGACGCUGGCCGACGAGGUCAUGGAGCAGCAGCGGCAGGCGGACGAGGACAGCGAGGAAGAGGAGGAGGAUGUAGGCGAGGAAGAGGAAACGCGCGAGGUGGCAGCCGAGUGA
Messenger RNA from Purpureocillium lilacinum, 1056 nucleotides. RefSeq lists its product as uncharacterized. Gene Ontology annotation, biological process: double-strand break repair via homologous recombination. Gene Ontology annotation, molecular function: ubiquitin-protein transferase activity. The record is from RefSeq and is a predicted model, not a curated record. Lineage: Eukaryota; Fungi; Ascomycota; Sordariomycetes; Hypocreales; Ophiocordycipitaceae. Gene Ontology annotation, cellular component: nucleus; Smc5-Smc6 complex.